AUGAGUGCACCGCCGCCCACGGUGCCCUCUGUCCUCCUUCCUGAACUCAUUGGCUUUGUUCCGCAAUUCUUACUCGAUGAUGUCAUCAACUCCGCCAACGAGGCGACACAGCAAGCGGUGGAUGCCAUGGAGGCAUUCCUCGAGAGGAGAGACGCUGCCCGUGACGACGCCGACGCCUGGAAGAGCGCAGAGGAGCUUGAAAAGGGACUUAAUGCCUUCCAGACGCUACUGGAGUCUCACGUAGACAUCGCGUUCGACUUCUUCGAAGCAUGGUCUCUGCGCAACAUCUUCGCCAUCCCCGCCGACCUGCCCAUCGUCGCGCCGCACCAGAAGGGGCUCAAUCUUGAGGAGCCGGAGGAGAAGGAGACAGAGCUAUUGCAAGAGAUCAAGGAUCUGCGCAGGCAGAUCCAGGUCCAACGAAAGCUCCGCCGCUUGUACAGCCACGCUGUCCGAGCCUCCGCUGCACAACUCGCCCAUUCGAAGUCUCGCCUAGAGCGCCUUUCGUUCUUGCGCGCGCCUCAACUGCAAGCACUCCUCGCACUCUCCGGCGAAUUUCAAUCCAUGUACAACUCCGUAUCUUCUCUCCCUCUACUCGACCCGUCGUUUACCGCGCCCGAACAAGCCGGCCCGUCCGAACCAGGCAAGCGGCCCUGGGAGACCAACAAGACAGGAUAUAUCAACUGGGCGGUGGAGCAACUCAUGCUUCGCGCCAAGGAGAAGGCGAAGGGCGAAGGUGGUUUCGGCGAGGGAAGCUCUGCGGUCGGCGCUGUCGCUGCCUCUGCAUACGGUGUCGGGAGUGCGGACGACGUGAAAGCCGUGCUGGAGUUGACAGGUGGAAGCGAAGCCUUGGCAGGUCUCGAAGGACGGCAGAGUCAGGAAGAGCAGAUGGAUACCCAGUGA
This is a messenger RNA of Rhodofomes roseus, 900 nucleotides long. Its product is annotated as Mis12 protein-domain-containing protein. The record is from RefSeq and is a predicted model, not a curated record. The transcript is spliced from 2 exons. Gene Ontology annotation, cellular component: nucleus; chromosome, centromeric region. Gene Ontology annotation, biological process: protein localization to kinetochore; kinetochore assembly; mitotic cell cycle. NCBI's taxonomy places the organism in Eukaryota, Fungi, Basidiomycota, Agaricomycetes, Polyporales, Fomitopsidaceae. Bases 1 to 900 code for a protein of 299 amino acids.